This is a messenger RNA of Camelina sativa (false flax), 1484 nucleotides long. RefSeq lists its product as uncharacterized. The record is from RefSeq and is a predicted model, not a curated record. NCBI's taxonomy places the organism in Eukaryota, Viridiplantae, Streptophyta, Magnoliopsida, Brassicales, Brassicaceae.
AAGGCGCCGCCUCAUCUUCGUCGUCUAUCUCUCUCUUCCUCGUCUAUCUCUCUCUCUCACCUCGUUGGCUCUCUCCAUGAGGAGCCCGAUUCCGAUUUAGGGUUUCCUCCAUAUUAAUUUAUAUCAAUUCCAAUUCCACAACCAUCGUCACAAAGCUCUCUGUCGGGGUUAAUUAUAAGCUGCCUCGUAACAAGGAGUUUAUAAAGACUGUAUAUUUAAGUUAUACAACAACAUGCCGAAAGAGAAGAAAGACCGGUCGGAUAAGUAUAGACGAUUAUCGCCACUGUGUUGUGAGUCAAGCCUUGGUUUGAAGAAGCCUAGUGAGAAACAAGUUAAGGAAUGGGAAGAGGCUCGUUGUCCUGUCUGUAUGGAACAUCCUCACAAUGGGAUUCUUCUCAUUUGUUCUUCCUAUGAAAACGGCUGUCGACCUUACAUGUGUAACACUAGCCAUCGCCAUUCUAACUGUUUUGAUCAGUUCCGCAAAGCUUCUAAAGAGAAGCCACCGUCUUUGUCUUUACUUCAUGACCAAGAGGAAAGUCAUGUACCAACAACAACAACUGAGACAGAAGAUCAUGUAGCAUUAGACUCAACUGCUGGCUUAAAUCUAGGAGACGAGGCUGCUGCAUCUGAGGUUAUAGUUGCGAAUUUAGGAGAAGGUGAGAGCAGGGGCGAAGAAUUAGUAGAUGAAGGUAUUGUAGCAACAGAGGACGACCAAGAUAAAAACAAACCACCUAAGCUUACUUGUCCGUUAUGCCGUGGACAUAUAAAAGAAUGGGUAGUCGUGGAACCUGCUCGGUGCUUUAUGAACUCAAAACAUAGAAGCUGUUCUUGUGAGACUUGUGAUUUCAGCGGAACCUACUCCGAUCUGAGAAAGCACGCAAGGGUUCAGCAUCCUGGAGUAAGGCCAUCAGAAGCAGAUCCUGAGAGACAGAGAAGCUGGAGGAGGCUAGAAAGGCAGAGAGAUUUAGGGGAUUUGAUUAGCACACUCCAAUCUUCUUUUGGAGGAGAAGAAAGAAGUAGUGACGAAUUGAAUCUGUUUGAUGAUGGUGGCUUGCUUACAGUGUUCUUGCUCAUCCGCGUGUUUAGACCAGAGUCAAGUGGCCCAAGGAGUAGCUGGUCAGGUACAUCUAGAGCUAGGUCACAGAUUGGUGGGAGAAGAAGAUCUUCAAGACCUUCAAGGCUUUGGGGUGAGAGCUAUGAAGGUAAUACUGGAACAUCAUCUAGAGACGAGGAAAAUAAUCAAUCUUCUGAUGAACAAGAGGCUGGAUCCCGAAGACGUCGUACUAGAAGAAGAGCUUUCAUUGACGAUGAUGAUGAUGAUGAUGAAGAAGAAGAGCUGUGAUGCCUAUUUAAGAUCUACCAAUUUGUGUUUUAAGAGUUUAUGGAGAAGAAAAAAUUGGGGGAACGUUUGUAGUAAUAACCCCACUUAUGAAAACCCUAUUCUGUAAAAUUUAUUUGGAGAUUGAAAAAAAAAGUUUCGACUA